Molecule: messenger RNA, 579 nt
Organism: Malassezia japonica
Lineage: Eukaryota; Fungi; Basidiomycota; Malasseziomycetes; Malasseziales; Malasseziaceae
Gene: RHB1
Product: GTP-binding protein
Exons: 4
Coding region: 1-579 (192 amino acids)
Biological process (GO): small GTPase-mediated signal transduction
Cellular component (GO): plasma membrane
Molecular function (GO): GTPase activity; GTP binding; GDP binding
Source: RefSeq, a predicted model, not a curated record
AUGGCGUCGAACAGUGCGCAGAACCUGCGCAAGAAGCGAAAGAUUGCCGUGCUUGGCUCGCGGUCCGUGGGCAAAUCUUCGUUGGUCGUGCGCUUUGUCGAGGAUGCGUUUGUCGACUCGUACUACCCCACGAUUGAGAAUGUGUUUGAAAAGACGAUCAAGUACAAAGGCCAAGAGUUCUACUGCGACAUUGUCGACACGGCCGGGCAGGACGAGUACUCGAUUUUGAACUCGAAGCAUGCGAUCGGUAUCCACGGCUACGUGCUCGUGUACUCGAUCGCGUCGCGGGCCUCGUUCGAGAUGAUCCAGACGGUCUACGACAAGAUCCUCAACUACACUGGCACGGCGACCAUCCCGUGCGUGCUCGUGGGCCAGAAGAGCGAUCUGCACGCGCAGCGCCAAGUGCCCGAGGCCGAGGGCAAGGAGCUCGCGCAGCAGCUCAAGUGCGGCUGGGUCGAGACCAGUGCGCGGCACAAUACCAACGUCGCCAAGGUGUUUGAGUUGAUGAUUGGUGAGAUCGAAAAGUCGUCAAGCCCGACCGGCGCCGAGCCUCAGCCGAGCAAGUGCUGUGUUAUGUAG